This is a messenger RNA of Drosophila grimshawi, 575 nucleotides long. It is a transcript of the gene mRpS18A, whose product is annotated as 39S ribosomal protein S18a, mitochondrial. The coding region runs from base 70 to 537 and encodes 155 amino acids. Lineage: Eukaryota; Metazoa; Arthropoda; Insecta; Diptera; Drosophilidae. Gene Ontology annotation, cellular component: ribosome; mitochondrial small ribosomal subunit. The transcript is spliced from 2 exons. Gene Ontology annotation, biological process: mitochondrial translation. The record is from RefSeq and is a predicted model, not a curated record. Gene Ontology annotation, molecular function: small ribosomal subunit rRNA binding; structural constituent of ribosome.
UCGAUAUAGUGUAAGAAGGCAAGAGGCAUAGCAGCAAUUGCAUUCGCACAUUAAAAUAUUAAUGAAGAAAUGGCUACACUAUUAAAAGUAGCCACCAGAACGCUUCGCGGUACUUUUUGGCAAACGCGUAGCCUAACGACAACCACUCCAUUGAGUAUCAAAGAAAUACACGAGAAGCGGGAAAGCAAUGCACUUGUCUACGAGGGAGUCGAUGUGGUUUCACCCCGUCUGGACAAGAUGCUGAAACCGGCAUGCGACAGCACCUUUUGCCCCGAGUGCACUUUAGGCUUGGACAUUAAGCAUACGGAUGUGCUCAUUCUUUCUCAAUAUGUGCGCUCCGACGGCUGCAUGUUGCCAAGGCGCAUAACCAAAUUGUGUCACCGACAGCAGAAGAAAAUGGGCACUUUAGUUACCAUGGCUCAGAAAGCGGGCUUGAUGCCCAAUCUGGCGCCGUCAUGGAGUAAAAAAGAUCCGAAGAUGCGAUUUGGUUGGCGCAAGUUUAACAAGUAUUUCUUGGAGUCAACGAUUAAAUACUAAAGCUAGUCAAAAUACCACAAUAAAUGUUUUCCAUUUUA